Molecule: messenger RNA, 1173 nt
Organism: Penicillium soppii
Lineage: Eukaryota; Fungi; Ascomycota; Eurotiomycetes; Eurotiales; Aspergillaceae
Product: glycoside hydrolase superfamily
Exons: 1
Coding region: 1-1173 (390 amino acids)
Biological process (GO): glucan catabolic process
Cellular component (GO): extracellular region; cell surface
Molecular function (GO): glucan exo-1,3-beta-glucosidase activity
Source: RefSeq, a predicted model, not a curated record
AUGUUUAACUUUCAUCCAAUUAUAUUACUUUCCUGCAUACUUACUGCCUCAAUCGCCCAGUCUGCAGCUACCCCAACCUACCUUGACUGGAAGUCGUUCAAUGCUUCCGGUAUUAAUCUGGGUGGUUGGCUUGUCCAAGAGUCUACCAUUGACACUACAUGGUGGGGAACCUAUUCUGGAGGAGCUCCGGAUGAAUGGGGUCUCUGUGACCAUCUAGGCUCUCAGUGUGGACCAGUACUUGAGCGCCGGUAUGCCACUUGGAUAACCACUGCCGACAUCGAUACUUUUGCCGCAGCAGGUGUAAACGUUCUUCGCAUUCCCACCUCCUACGCUGCCUGGAUCAAAGUCCCAGGUUCUCAACUUUACACUGGCAAUCAAGUUUCAUUCCUCAAAAACAUUGCGACAUAUGCCAUCAACAAGUACGGCAUGCACAUUAUUAUUGAUCUUCACUCUCUUCCGGGUGGCGUCAAUGGAAUGCCAUUCGGAGAAGCUGAAGGGCAUUAUGGCUGGUUCAACAAUGCGACAGCCCUGGCCUAUUCUUUGCAAGCUGUUGAUGCGGUUAUCAGCUUCAUCAACAAUUCCCAAUUUCCUCAAUCUUUCACCAUCGAGCCAAUCAAUGAGCCUGUUGACGUACCGGAUAUCACACUCUUUGGUAGCCCCUACUGUCUGACCGAUAGUGGUGCCGAAUGGGUACAGAGGUAUAUAAGUCAAGUUAUCACCAAAACCACAGCCGUCAAUGCAAAAAUCCCAGUUAUGUUCCAGGGAAGUUUCAAGGGCGAAGAAUAUUGGUCGCCCAAGUUCUCUGCCGGAUCAAACUUGGUCUUCGAUGUACACAACUACUACUUCGCGGGCCGUGGUGCUAGCUCCGCAAAUCUUACUCAAUAUAUUUGCGAAGAUGCUGUGGCCGCGCCCGGAGAUGGCAAGUUCCCUGUUUUCAUUGGAGAAUGGUCUAUUCAAGCGGAGAUUGACAACACUUUCUCGAACCGGAAGAAGAAUCUGGAGACUGGAAUCGCUGCGUGGAAGAAGUACACUCAAGGUAGCUCGUACUGGACAGCCAAAUUUUUCGGCAAUGCGACUGUGGAUGGACAGGGCACACAGGCUGACUACUGGAACUACGAAACUUUCAUCAGCUUGGGCUAUACGAGCUCGUCUGCCGAUGCCGUGACCUGCUGA